Molecule: messenger RNA, 489 nt
Organism: Penicillium verrucosum
Lineage: Eukaryota; Fungi; Ascomycota; Eurotiomycetes; Eurotiales; Aspergillaceae
Exons: 2
Coding region: 1-489 (162 amino acids)
Source: RefSeq, a predicted model, not a curated record
AUGCCUCUACCUCGUCUCAACUCUUUCCUCUCUGGUGCCGAAUGGGCUGCGAAGGGACCACAAACCCCAGCCCAGCGAUUCUACGGAGCAUACGCGACCGCUAUCAAAGAAUCUGACCUCACAAACCAUGAAAAACACCAAUUCUAUGCCAAAGAUGCGCCAUGGAUCAUCAAAUUAUUUGGCCAGUUCGCCCGUCUGGAACACGACUUUAUUGCAAUCUGGGAACUCGAAAAUGAUGACGGCACUGUCCAUCUCAUUGCCCAGGUCACUCGACACAUUUGGGCUCCCGGUAGCGAUAUCAAUGCCUCGCCAACUGUUAGCAUUCCCUUGUCAAUGGUCUGCGAGAUAGGUUCCAGCACUGCCCACGGAGAGACUCCCGAAGGUCUACAAUUCUACCAUGUUUGGCUGUAUUGGGAUACCUACCUACUUCAGCCUUAUUUUCCCAAGGAUUCCAUUGUCUUCAGUUCAGUCAAUGUUCAGAAAGAAUGA